Postia placenta MAD-698-R-SB12 is the source of this 234-nucleotide messenger RNA. RefSeq lists its product as hypothetical. The record is from RefSeq and is a predicted model, not a curated record. The transcript has a single exon. NCBI's taxonomy places the organism in Eukaryota, Fungi, Basidiomycota, Agaricomycetes, Polyporales, Adustoporiaceae. The annotation marks the transcript as partial.
UUUAGGAGGGUGCUUCAGUGCCGCACUGGGCACUGUUUUAAAGGCGAGUACUACCGUCAUUUUAUACCCAAUGAACCCGAUGACUGCCCCUGUGGCAAUCCCGCAGACACGCGCCCACAUCCUGCAAGACUGCCCCCGGUACGAGCCGGCCUGCCCACUAUCCUGGGAACCGCAGAAGAGAUCACAGCACUCAUCGGGCGCAGCGGGACCAUCACGAAGACAGGCACACCAAGG